AUGUGGCGUCACGUCUGCUCAUCUGCGGGCGCUGAGCAACGCCGAUCGUGCCCCUCCGUUCUCCCUCAUUGUCGCAGCACCGACUUCAACCAGCGUCAGCCGGACGUUUCACACGAAGCAUCAAAUGCAGCAGGCACAAAGAGUAGCACCUCGCCACACACGAGAGGCGUCAACAAGAAGCCACGAGUCCCGUUGGCGGCUGCAAGCAUCAGCGGCACAGCGUCCACGUCCAGCAGUCUCGCCGUCUUUCGAUGCGGCAGCCACUCAACACUACCCGCCGUCAGCGCCUCAUAG
Messenger RNA from Leptomonas pyrrhocoris, 294 nucleotides. RefSeq lists its product as hypothetical. The transcript has a single exon. Lineage: Eukaryota; Euglenozoa; Kinetoplastea; Trypanosomatida; Trypanosomatidae. The record is from RefSeq and is a predicted model, not a curated record. Bases 1 to 294 code for a protein of 97 amino acids.